This is a messenger RNA of Momordica charantia (bitter melon), 2229 nucleotides long. RefSeq names its product protein ACCELERATED CELL DEATH 6. Lineage: Eukaryota; Viridiplantae; Streptophyta; Magnoliopsida; Cucurbitales; Cucurbitaceae. Gene Ontology annotation, molecular function: protein binding. Gene Ontology annotation, cellular component: membrane. The record is from RefSeq and is a predicted model, not a curated record.
UUGAGGUGGGGCUUAAUUCAACUGGAUCCACCCGCGAGGUGUUGUAGGACGACACAGCCGACAGUGGACAGUGGAAUAACAAUAAAGUCUAUAUUGUAAUUUGUAAGCAGAAACAGAAAGUGAGAACUGGAAGGAAGAGGGAGGACUGAGGAGAAUCGUGAAUAACAGUACGAGACCAAUAUCCCACGGUGAAGCAAUGGUUGUCGUCGGAGAAAACCACAUUCCUCCGCCGUACACGGCUCACGCCGGCCAGCAGAGUACAAUAGAUGUUGCAGCAGCCUCCGAUAAUGAACUGCAUCCCCAUUAUCCCGAUGCCGACGCCAAGAACACCAUCCGCCGAGUCACACUUCUGAUCGCUGUGGCAAAAACUCGUCUGUAUCACGCUGCACUGAACGGUGACUGGGAAAGGGCUGAAUCUAUCUUUGAUGACUACCCAUCACUGGGAGCAACUGAAUCCAUAACGCGAGACCACGAGAAUGCUCUACACAUUGCUGCCGGAUGCAAGCAUACUGCUUUCGUGGAGAAGCUAAUCCAAAUAAUAACCCCAGUUGACAUGACACUGCAAAACAAGCAUGGAAACACUGCCCUUUGCUUUGCUGCUACCUCGGGAGUCAUAACAAUUGCUAAGCUGAUAGUGGAGAAAAAUAGAGAUCUGCCACUUAUUUGUGGCUUUGGCAACGUCACUCCACUUUUCAUGGCAAUAUCGUACAAACAUAGAGAAAUGGUUUCAUACCUCUUGUCUGUCACUGAUCUCAACCAACUCAAAUCUCAAGAUCAGAUUGAGCUUCUUAUUGCCACCAUACACAGCGGCUUUUAUGAUAUAAGUUUGGAGAUUCUUAAGAAAAAUCCAAAUUUAGCGGCUAUGAGAGAUACCAAGAAUAAUAAUGAGACAGCAUUGCAUGUGUUGGCCAGAAAACCAUCGGCAAUCAGUAGCAGAGAUGAGAUAAACGUUUGGAAAAAGUGUCUCAACUCUUGCAUCAAAGGGAUCUACGAUGAGGAUGUAAGGAAGACAUCAGCUCGUAAAUUAGUCGAAGUACUAUGGAGACAUGUUCUACUAGAUUUGCCACAGAACGAGGACAUGUUGGAGUUCAUUAAACAUCCCACAAAACUACUCCAUGAUGCUGCAAGGGCUGGAAAUGUCGAGUUUCUAAUAAUUCUUAUCCGUAGAUAUCCCGACAUUGUAUGGGAAGAAGACGACGAUGGUAAGGGCAUAUUUCAUGUAGCUGUCGAAAAUCGCCUCGAGAAUGUGUUCAAUCUAAUCCACGAGAUUAGUGGGCUCAGGGACUUCUCAACAAAAUACAAAACAACCACCAAAGAAAAUUACAACAUGCUACAUUUGGCUGCAAAACUAGCUGCCUCAAACCAUCUCAAUAGAGUCUCAGGAGCCGCUCUCCAAAUGCAACGUGAGUUGCUUUGGUUCAAAGAAGUUGAGAAGAUAGUUUUGCCUUCCCAGCUCGACGCAAAAUGCGAUGAUCCUCGCAAAUUGACGCCUCAUGAGUUAUUUAGCGAAGAGCACAAAAAUCUCCGUAGAGAAGGCGAGGAGUGGAUGAAAAAUACAGCAAACUCAUGCAUGCUGGUAGCAACGCUGAUCGCCACAGUAGUUUUCGCCGCAUCCUUCACGGUUCCCGGCGGUUUUGAUAACAAUUCAGGCACUCCAAUUUUUCAGCAAAAUUUGUGGUUCACUAUUUUCGUGAUAUCGGAUGCGGCUGCUUUGGUGUCGUCCUCAUCUUCGAUUCUGAUGUUCUUGUCGAUCCUAACUUCGCGCUACACGGAAGAUGAUUUCUUGUAUUCAUUGCCCUCUGGGUUGCUGUUUGGACUUGCGUCGUUGUUCGUGUCCAUUGUGUGCAUGGUUGUGGCCUUUAGUGCAACGUUCUUUAUACUCUACCAUGAGUCUGCGGAUGUUUGGGUUCCGGCCACGAUUGCUGCCAUGGCGAUUAUUCCUGUUAGUUGUUUUUGCGCGCUUCAGUUUAAGCUGUGGGUGGACACAUUUCAGAACACUUACUUGUCUAGAUUUCUUUUCAAACCCAGUCGGCAGAAAUUGUUCCCGUCGUCUGCAUCUCAACUUGUCGAUCUCUCUCGUGAACUUAGGCCUAAUUUGCUUACCAGACGAAUGGGAAUGAAGAUCAACCGAGAUGAAAUUAAUCCGAAUAGAAAUGGUUUAAUACGAUUUGUUAGAAAUUGUAUGUAAUUGAAAUAAAAAGAAUAUCUAUUCAUAUUGGUUACUUACGU